CAACAAUUAAUUUCUGCUGUUCUUGCUUGCAAGUCGAGCGACCUGUCUGGAUCUGGACACAUCUCUCACGUUACUCCGUUUGGGGCUAGCAGAUUUAUGACAAAGAACAUCAUGAUCUGAAGUUCAUCGCAUGAUCAUCAAACUCCAACUCCAGCCUGGAUAUAGCAAGGAGGGGCGUCUGUAAGAACUACGAGCCAAGUCCACAUUGACCAUGGAAUAUUCUUCAACGACGACUGUCGCCUUGGCAGCCGUUUACAUUGUACUUGGAGCUGGAAGAGUCAUGCUUAUGAGAUUAUCAGCUAAUGAAGAUCAUAAAUAUGACUACUUGCCUGUGACAGUCAAUGUGUGUGCUGAGGCCGUCAAGCUGGUUGUAUGUCUUUCUAUCAUGCUCAAGUUGGAGAUGAGUGGUAAACCUUUAUUCAAGGAAUUCAUUCAAUUCAGCUGGCCUGAAUGUCUCAGGUUCUUUAAAUGGAGUAUCCCUGGCCUGCUUUAUUUCCUUGACAAUCUUAUUGGAUUUUCUGUCAUGACUUUCUUUGAACCGGCUGUUGCUGUUUUGCUUGGAAACUUCACUAUCAUAUCAACGUCACUCCUUUUCAGACUCAUUUUAAAACGAAAAUUUAGUCGGGUGCAGUGGGCGUCCCUGCUGAUUCUCUUUCUUGCAAUAGUUUCAUUAUCAAACCAAGAUCACAGGAGCUCAGUCAGAGGUCACCACCAUACGUCCGCCACGCUAGAAUCCAUAGACAAUGCCACACUCUACGAGGUUGAGAUCCUCCAGAAACGACAUGCCAUUCCGUCGGACCUCUGUCAUCGGCAACUGCGCCAUACCUCAGAGCCAUCCAACUCGGAAGCCAGUAAAUACAGUUUCACGGUCAGCUUCGGGCAUGUCUUGAUCGUGGUACAGUGCUUCUUGUCAUCGUUCGCAAACAUAUACAAUGAAAAGAUCUUCAAGGAAGGUCAUAACGAGCAGGGUCUCCACAUGUACAUUGUCCAGAACACCCGGCUGUAUACCUUCGGGGUGAUUUUCAACACGCUUACGCUUCUUGUCAUUCCGAACUUCCGGAACCGCGUUAUUUAUUGUGGGAUGUUCAGUGGGUACACCUGGUACUCCACGUUGCUCAUCUUCGCCACAGCCGCCCUUGGACUGACGAUAUCCUUGAUGCUCAAGUUCAGAGACAACAUGUUCCAUGUCCACAGUGCGCAGGUCACGACUGUUGUCAUCAUCAGCCUAUCAAUAUGGCUGACAGGAUUCCAACCGACCUUAGACUUCUUCUUGCAGAUGCCUACGGUGUUCCUGGCUAUCUUCAUCUACAACAACAGUCAUGUGCCUGCAGAACCAGCCUUGACACCUAGGAGGAGAUAUCCAUCAGAGACUGUCAGCAGGGGCCAGGACAAAUCGGUUAGGAAGAGGGGUACUUCAGUCAGUGAGGAAUUGAUAGAAUUGACAAGAGUCGACGGAGAAGACGAAACAAGCUCAGUAGAAUGAUAGCGAGACCAAUCCCUCUUGUUUUGGAGCAUGGUGUUUGGUCAUUUUCCCUGUGAAGUCCCUCUAGGUAUACCAUGCAAAGCAGCUGAGAAGUAAACAUCGAUUCUGUUUUAAUUGACCUCUACGAUGUAGGGAUUUCGGAAGUGGGUUGUGACGCCAUGAUCAGAAAUGCAACCAAAAUGCGAACAUCAAUCAAAAGGUUAUUUGUUUCAAGGAAACAGUACUACAGGGUAAA
Messenger RNA from Lytechinus variegatus (green sea urchin), 1718 nucleotides. Its product is annotated as probable UDP-sugar transporter protein SLC35A5. Lineage: Eukaryota; Metazoa; Echinodermata; Echinoidea; Temnopleuroida; Toxopneustidae. Gene Ontology annotation, cellular component: Golgi membrane. Gene Ontology annotation, biological process: pyrimidine nucleotide-sugar transmembrane transport. The record is from RefSeq and is a predicted model, not a curated record. The transcript has 7 exons. Bases 212 to 1483 code for a protein of 423 amino acids. Gene Ontology annotation, molecular function: pyrimidine nucleotide-sugar transmembrane transporter activity.